Molecule: messenger RNA, 1506 nt
Organism: Talaromyces rugulosus
Lineage: Eukaryota; Fungi; Ascomycota; Eurotiomycetes; Eurotiales; Trichocomaceae
Exons: 6
Coding region: 1-1506 (501 amino acids)
Biological process (GO): chromate transport; proton motive force-driven ATP synthesis
Molecular function (GO): proton transmembrane transporter activity; chromate transmembrane transporter activity
Source: RefSeq, a predicted model, not a curated record
AUGUACGGUCUUUCACUCGGCAUCCAGCAGAUAGAAGAUACUCUCCCUGAUCCUGUGUAUGCUCUAUUGUCUGGUCUAAAUGCUGCAACUGUUGGUAUCAUUGCACUUGCUGCAGUUCAGUUAUCGGAAAAGGCAAUUACGGAUCGUUUAACUCGAGUGCUUGUUAUUUUUGGUGGCUGCGCUGGUCUUUGUUAUAAUGCCUUGUGGUAUUUUCCAGUAUUGAUGGUAACUGGGGGCCUCACAACACUUUUAUGGGACCUAUACGGUCGACGAACAGUCACCACAUUGCGGGCCAAACUGGCUGGCCGCCGACACAGUUCCCCCCCGGACACAGAAGAAAUUAAUGUGCAGAGUAUCCCAGUCAGCCAGCUUCAGCCAUCUUCUGUUGCUCAGAGACGAGCAAUUGCCUCCCAAGCAAGCACAAAUCCUCAAGACUCUCUUACAAUCCCACAUGUUGAGCCCGGAGUUGGUCACCAAGAAAGAGAGACCACGGAUACUCUUUCCCAUGCUAUACCCUUAAAAGUCGGGUUAACCAUUAUAGUUGGAUUUUUUGCUUCUUUCAUUGCGAUCCUCAUUGCCCGCGGGAUUACAAACCAUCCUCCCUUGGAGUUGGAUCUUUUUGCAAGCAUGUAUCUUGCUGGCACUGUUAUUUUUGGUGGCGGACCAGUCGUUAUUCCUCUCCUUCGGGAAUAUGUUGUUCAACCUGGCUGGGUCUCUUCUCGUGAUUUUCUGAUUGGCCUUGCAAUUAUUCAAGCCUUUCCGGGUCCAAAUUUCAAUUUCGCCGUCUACUUGGGCGCGCUUGCUGUCGCGUCAAUUUCGAAGCCCACGAUUAUCGGCGCUUUUCUUGCUUUUCUUGGCCUUUUCUUGCCCGGGCUUUUGCUCACAGUUGGCUUUCAAAGCAUAUGGAGAAUCCUUCGAACCAAACCCGUCACCACCAGUAUUUUGAGAGGGCUUAAUUCUACCGCCGUUGGACUGAUUUUCACUGCUGUUUACCGGCUGUGGGAGAUUGGGUAUCUAAGCUCCGACACCACAAAUGGACAGAGUUUAGGUAACAAUCCAUUUUGGCUGGUGGUUGCGACUAUAGCUUACUCAUGUACUGGAUGGUUCAAAACACCACCAGCAGCGGCCAUUGUAUUAGGAGGCGUCUUGGGAUUAUGCUGUAGCAAGCUUCUUCCCUUCGUUCUAUACCGGUCUCGUUGCUCGCUCCCGGAGAGAGAGAGCCUUAUCAUCACCAUGGCUUCGCAAGGUGUCAAUGUUCUGCGAUACUCUGCCCUCCUCGGUGGCCUUUUCUACGGUGUCUGGCACCAGUCCACCUUGAACACUCAAGCCAAGGACGCUGAGAAGGACCGAGAAUACAAGCACAAGGAAUCGUUGAUACAACAGGCCAAGGCCGAAUGGCUCCGGAAAAACCCACCGCCACCAAAGAACACAGGACUCAUCACAGACCCCGAGGACCCUCGAUUCGACUUCGAGGCAUUCCUUGUUGCGAAGGCGGCCGAGAAAUAG